This is a messenger RNA of Sitophilus oryzae (rice weevil), 2618 nucleotides long. RefSeq lists its product as uncharacterized. The coding region runs from base 218 to 2083 and encodes 621 amino acids. The record is from RefSeq and is a predicted model, not a curated record. NCBI's taxonomy places the organism in Eukaryota, Metazoa, Arthropoda, Insecta, Coleoptera, Curculionidae. Gene Ontology annotation, molecular function: DNA-binding transcription factor activity, RNA polymerase II-specific; RNA polymerase II cis-regulatory region sequence-specific DNA binding. Gene Ontology annotation, biological process: regulation of transcription by RNA polymerase II. The transcript has 9 exons.
CAUCUAUCUUUGGAUAAUUAGAAAAAAAAACUUGCUCAAAACUUGCUUGUGAACAAGAGUAUUCAAUUAUAGGUUUAUCGGAAGAAGAGAUAUGACUUUCUUACAAGCAUUACGCAAACACAUAAGCUCAGAAAGUUGCUCAUAUAUCACAAUAUUUAGUCAUAGUUUUAUUGAUAAGUAGUAAUUAUUAAAAUCAGUUAGAACUACUUAUAAAAUAAUGAUUCCCUCCUAUCAAUCAACUGUCACAUGUAAGAGUUGUAAAGGCGGCGUUUGUAAUAACAACUGUGAAGCUAUGGAUUUCGACGAUUCAAAAGAAACUGAAACAGCUACCAGACAACUAGAACAUUUAAACAAGGAAUUCUAUAUGGAAGAUUUUCAUCUUAAACAUGGUGAAUAUUUACCUGAUGUGCAAAACUGUAUUGAAAUUGAAUCCACAAAUAUAAUUCCAGAGCACGAUGACGAAGAAUUUGAAAUUUCUGACAACAAUCAACCAAAUAUAAGUGCCAUACAAGAAAAACAUAACCAUACUCUGGAAAGUACCCAUGGCGACAGCGAAUAUAGUUACGAAGUUUAUGACGAAGUUAUCAUUAAUUCUGAUAAAACAGAGGAAAGUUUAAAACUUAAAGAAAAUGGAUAUACUAAUGACACAGAUAAUUUAAUUAACCGACAUUUUGAAAAUAGUAUUAAUCACACAGAGGAUAAUUCUCAUGACGAAGAUUAUACGUUAACUAACGGCCAUAUAGAUGAACUGGCAAAUACUCAAAAUGAUAUUGAUAUGCGCAUACUUGAAAAAUCAAAUUUUUAUAGAAACAACUUUGUCAUUGACAUAAAAAAUAACAACGACAAUGUAAAUCUUGUGCCCUUAAAUGUAAACUUAAAUACACUAGGUUUAGUUAAUAUCAAAGGCCUGUCAAAUAUUAACAUUAUCACUGUUAACGAUUUCGCGCUUCAAAAUGAUGGCGCGCAAUGCAAUAGCUCUGAAGAAUCAAUUGAUUUAGCAGGAAUGGAGUAUGAUGAUCCGGAAACGUCACUAAAAGGACAACCUACAACAACGCUGCUGAGUCCAAGAAGCGAGAGCGAAAUUGAACAAAAUGAAACUGAUUUGACAAGUCUAAAUUGGUUGCAUAAUAUUACAAAUAUAAUGUCAGUACCAAAUUUGCCAACACCACCUGUAUCACCAAAACUGAAGCUAAAAUCUAAAAAUAGCAUCAAUGGAAAUGAUUUGAAAAAUGUUCCUCCUAGAUCUGCCGACUUGACAAUAGACAUAACCUUCUACAAGAAAAACGGUGACAAGAAACCUCCAUUCUCUUAUGCUACUCUAAUUUGUAUGGCAAUGGGUAAAAAUGGGAACAAAAUGACAUUAAAUGCAAUAUAUCAUUGGAUUAGGGAAAACUUUCUGUAUUAUCGAAAGGCUCAUCCUAGUUGGCAGAAUUCAAUUAGGCAUAAUUUGUCAUUGAACAAAUGUUUUAUUAAACAAGCCCGAUCAAAAAACGAGCCGGGAAAAGGUGGCUUCUGGAGAUUGGACUUAGAGAGAUUAGAGGAAUCUAGAAGAUCCAAAAGAAGAUCUAGCUUAACAGUCAGAACGCCAAAAAACGGCCAAAAUAUGAAUCUGAAAAAGACACAUAAGAAACCGAAAAGGUAUAGGCCAAAUGCUACCCCAGGGGAACGGAAGCAUAACAUUCUUUCAAAUAUCUCGAUUUGUGGGGCUACAGAUAUCGAGAAUGUCGAAGAAGCGGCAAGGGCAAGUUUGAAAAGCAAAAAGUUCAGUCAAUACACGUCAAAAUCAAUCCAAAAAAAUAGGUCCCACAAACUGUCAGAAUCGAUUGAUGAUGAAAAUUCUGGAGCAAAAACUAAUAUUGAAAAUAUUUUAAUACCACAAGUAAAUAUUGAGGAUGGGAUUUCAACAACGCUGAAUAAAUCGGAAAUUACUGUUCCACCAUCAAUGCCUCAAGCUCCACCUAUUACCGAAUCGGUAGCCCCUCCAAUAGUUGGAGAAGAAGAACUUACGGGAUUGUUGUUAGCGACCAAUGGAUGGGACGAAUGUCAACUAGAAAUGCUGGAUUCAAUAUUGGACUCGUUGUAGACUAUGUUUUAUUUAUACAACUUUUGAAGCAAUACUGGGAAAUUAUAUUGGUUUGCUCAAGAUUGGCUCAAAAGUGUUUAAGCUCAAAAUUUUGUGAAUUGAAAAUUUGUAAUAAAGAAUAAUAUUGGAUUUUAAUGGAUAUUUAACCUGAAUAUACGAAAUGCUCAUUAUGAAGCUCAAACCAAAAAUUCCGUCCAAGAAUUUUAAGAGGUGCACUUUUAUAUUUCUUUCAAAAUUUAUGUCUAUUGUAAAGGUUAGAAAAAUAGACCUAUAUCAACUUCCGUCCAAACUAAAUUUAAGUACAUAUUAUAUUUAUAUAAGUAUUAAAUAUGUUAUUGUGAAUAUAAAUUAGUAUGUUAGUCUCAGGAGGAUGGGAUAUUCUAAAUACAGUGUCAUAAAUAUUAUCCCAUUGACAAUUUUUUGUAUAUAGUUUUAUAAUAGAUGUUCUUAUGAUAUAAAAUAUCAUUUGAAUAAUUUUCUAGUCCUUAAUAUAAUUUUUCAAUUAGUUGGUACUUUCAUAAUAGUUUGCUCAAAU